Cotesia congregata is the source of this 1071-nucleotide messenger RNA. The record is from the annotation of a GenBank genome assembly. Lineage: Eukaryota; Metazoa; Arthropoda; Insecta; Hymenoptera; Braconidae.
AUGUUGAUUGUGACACCAGAUAAAAUUGAGGCACCGUCGUCAUCGACGACUCCAGAACCUCUAGCUCUGCUGCCCGUCUCAUCUUGCUCGGUGACUUCUUCUCCGGCGAGUUCGACUUCGACUUCGACUUCGUCAACCUCGCCAGCGUUGAUCGUCAGCACCACCACCAGCACCAGCAACACCACCGUUAUGUCUGGUGACCAUCGCCCGGUGAUUCGCUAUCCCUCGGAGUAUGUCAAACUCAAUAUCGGCGGGUCCUUGCACUACACGACCAUCAGCACUCUCAGGAAGCAUGACACUAUGUUGCGCGCUAUGUUCAGUGGCCGUAUGGAUGUUCACACUGAUUCUGAAGGUGGUUGGAUAUUGAUAGACAGAUGCGGAAAACAUUUUGGAACAAUUUUAAAUUUUCUGAGAAACGGAUCAGUAGCUCUCCCAGAAAGCACUAAAGAAAUAACCGAGCUGCUGGUAGAAGCCAAGUACUACUGCAUCAGCGAGCUAGCAGAAUCAUGUGAACAAGCACUUUUAAGAAAAGAACGCGAAGCUGAGCCUAUUUGUAGAGUUGCUUUAAUAACUUCCCAAAGAGAAGAGCAAUUGCUCAUUAGCAGUACUACCAAACCAGUUGUUAAGUUACUUAUCAAUAGGCAUAAUAAUAAAUAUUCAUAUACAAGCACAUCAGAUGAUAAUUUACUGAAAAACAUCGAAUUGUUCGAUAAAAUGUCUUUGAGAUUCAAUGGAAGAGUCUUAUUUAUUAAAGACGUUAUCGGUUCUAUUGAAAUAUGCUGUUGGACGUUUUAUGGACAUGGAAGAAAAGUCGGAGAAGUCUGUUGUCAUUCAAUUGUUUAUACUACUGAUAAAAAACAUACCAAGGUGGAGUUCCCAGAAGCUAGAAUUUACGAAGAAACAUUAAACAUUUUAUUAUACGAGCAUCGUAAUGGCCCGGACCAAGAACUGAUGCAAGCAACGUCAUCCCGUGGAGCAGUUGGCGGCGGACCGCCUUGUACGAGCGACGAAGAAGAGGGCGAGCGUUCCGGGUUAGCCCGUCUCCGGACCAACAAGCAGAACACCAACUGA